Molecule: messenger RNA, 2883 nt
Organism: Condylura cristata (star-nosed mole)
Lineage: Eukaryota; Metazoa; Chordata; Mammalia; Eulipotyphla; Talpidae
Gene: EGR2
Product: early growth response 2
Exons: 3
Coding region: 382-1644 (420 amino acids)
Biological process (GO): regulation of transcription by RNA polymerase II
Molecular function (GO): DNA-binding transcription factor activity, RNA polymerase II-specific; RNA polymerase II cis-regulatory region sequence-specific DNA binding
Source: RefSeq, a predicted model, not a curated record
CCGAGAGAGCAGCAGCAAUUGAUUAAUAGCUCGGCAAGGGGACACACUGACUGUUAUAAUAACACUACACCGACAACUCCUGGCUUAUCAGCCGGAACAUAGGAGAAAGUCAGUGGCAAAUAGCCAUUUUUCAUCUUUUUAAAAAAAACAGCAACUUGUUUGCUAGUUUUAUUUCUGUUGGAUUUUUUUUUUUUUUUUUUUGGUGGUUGCUUUUAAGUGUGGAGGGCAAAAGGAGAUACUUACAUAGGUUCAGUCCAAUUCCUCUCCAAAACGGCUUCUCUGGCACUCCAGCUGUCUGACAACAUCUACCCGGUGGAAGACCUCGCCGCCACGUCGGUGACCAUCUUCCCUAAUGCCGAACUGGGAGGUCCCUUUGACCAGAUGAACGGAGUGACCGGAGAUGGCAUGAUCAACAUUGACAUGACUGGAGAGAAGAGGUCCUUGGAUCUCCCAUAUCCCAGCAGCUUUGCUCCUGUCUCUGCACCCAGAAACCAGACCUUCACUUACAUGGGCAAGUUCUCCAUUGACCCCCAGUACCCUGGUGCCAGCUGCUACCCAGAAGGCAUCAUUAAUAUUGUGAGCGCAGGCAUCUUGCAAGGGGUCACCUCUCCAGCUUCAACCACAGCCUCAUCCAGCGUCACCUCUGCUUCCCCCAAUCCACUGGCUACGGGACCCCUGGGUGUGUGCACCAUGUCUCAGACCCAGACUGACUUGGACCAUCUCUACUCUCCGCCGCCACCUCCUCCUUAUUCGGGCUGUGCAGGAGACCUCUACCAAGACCCUGCAGCGUUCCUGUCAGCAGCCACGACCUCCACCUCCUCCUCUCUGGCCUACCCACCACCUCCUUCCUAUCCAUCCCCCAAGCCAGCCACGGACCCAGGUCUCUUUCCCAUGAUCCCAGACUAUCCUGGAUUUUUCCCAUCACAGUGCCAGAGAGACCUACAUGGUGCAGCUGGCCCAGACCGCAAGCCCUUUCCUUGCCCUCUGGACUCCCUGAGAGUCCCCCCUCCGCUCACUCCACUCUCCACCAUCCGCAACUUUACACUGGGGGGCCCCAGUGCUGGGGCAACAGGGCCAGGGGCCAGUGGAGGCAGCGAGGGACCUCGACUGCCUAGUGGCAGCUCAGCAGCGGCCGCGGCCUAUAACCCACACCACCUGCCACUGCGGCCCAUUCUAAGGCCUCGCAAGUACCCCAAUAGGCCCAGCAAGACCCCAGUGCAUGAGAGGCCUUACCCAUGCCCAGCAGAAGGCUGUGACCGGCGCUUCUCCCGCUCUGAUGAGCUGACACGGCACAUCCGAAUCCACACAGGGCACAAGCCCUUCCAGUGUCGGAUUUGCAUGCGCAACUUCAGCCGCAGUGACCACCUCACCACCCACAUCCGCACCCACACCGGCGAGAAGCCCUUUGCCUGUGACUACUGUGGCCGCAAGUUUGCCCGGAGUGAUGAGAGGAAGCGUCACACCAAAAUCCAUUUGAGACAGAAGGAGCGUAAAAGUAGUGCCCCCUCGUCUUCCAUGCCAGCUGCCUCUGCAGCUUCCUGCACUGGGGGCACUCAGGCUGGGGGGCCCCUUUGCAGCAGCAACAGCAGUUCUAUUGGUGGAGGGCCCCUUGCCCCUUGCUCCUCUCGGACCCGGACACCUUGAGAUGAGACUCAGGUUGCUAUAACAGCGCCUUUGAGGCCCUUCGUCUACUCUUCCACUAGAGCUGCACGACAAACACUACCACCCUUUCCUGCCACUCCCUCCCUCCCUCCCUUGGGCAAAGGACUUUAGUGGAGCCCAGCACUGCCCCUCCACCUCUCCCCCCCACCCCAUUUAGAAACAGGUCCUUCCUAAAACUUAGCCUGCUUUAGGCUCUCUUGGGUGAGCUGACUAUCACCCUAAGGCAGUGGGGAGGCUUACAAGGGGGUUGCAUGGGGCCCCUGGCCUAGGGGGCUGAGAUCUGACCCUUAUUUAAGGCUCAUUUGACUAGGUUUUGCUUCCCCUCACCCCUCUGAUUUUGCCUGGUUACAGGUUUUUGGCUCUGGAUGUCAGAGUUGAUCCGAGACUUUUUCUACAGUAGGUUUGGGAGAUGCUGAUUCCUUCAGGUGGACAGCAAAAAGACAGAAGCGAAACUGAUGUGCACUUUAUGUCUUGGGACUGAUUUGGGGGAUGCUGUACAAGUGAAGCAUGGCCUUUAUGCUGCAUUCUGUGGCCCUAGAACAGUGAGUCAAAGCUUAUCUAGUCGUCUCAGCCCUUUCAGCAAUAUGUAUUAUAAACUCAGAGAACAGAAGUGCAAUGUGAUGGGAGGGACAUAGCAAUAUCUGCUCCUUUUUGAAUUGUUUGAAAAACGUUAAGACUAUUUUUUCAGUGUAUAUCAACUCAGAUAUUGUGUAUUUUUGAUGUGCACUGUUCUCCAAGUUCUGAACCUUUGGGAAAAAAAGUAAAGCGUUUAUGAUUUCUUGAAAUGUCAGAGGUUAACUUAUUUAAAAGGGAUGUACAUAGAUUCUCUGAAACUUGGAUGCAUGCAAUUGUGUCAGAAGUGUCCUUUGGUGCCUUGUGUGAUGUAGACAAUGUUACAGGGUCUGCAUGUAAAUGGGUUGCCUUACUAUGGAAGAAAAAUCACUCCCUGGGUUUAGUAUGGCUGUAUAUUUCUGCCUAUUAAUAUUUGGACUUUUUUUUAGAAAGUAUAUUUUUGUAUGCUGUUUUGUGACUUAAAGUGUUACCUUUGUAGUCAAAUUGCUGAUAAGAAUGUACAUAAUGUUACUGGAGCUGAAUUGUUUGGUUAUUAGCUCUUAAUAGUUGUGAAAAUAAAAAUGAUUUAUUCUAACGCAAAACCACUAACUGAAGUUCAGAUAAUGGAUGGUUUAUGGCUAUAGUGUAAAUAAAUACUUUUCAACAAUA